Molecule: messenger RNA, 6397 nt
Organism: Bombyx mandarina (wild silkworm)
Lineage: Eukaryota; Metazoa; Arthropoda; Insecta; Lepidoptera; Bombycidae
Product: tetratricopeptide repeat protein 39B
Molecular function (GO): protein binding
Source: RefSeq, a predicted model, not a curated record
UAAUUUUUCCCAACUUAAUUCCGAUCCAAAGUUUUCGCUUUUUCUCCGAGACUUCUUCAAUACUUCGUUGGAAAUAAUUAAAUACACGUCAUGCAUUCUGGGAGGCCGACUGCUCUUCUUAUUUCGAUUAAAAAUUGUUUUUAUAUUUAAAAAAUAUAAGAACCGGUAAAUUUAUCUCUGAGUAGAAGUUUAGAUAAAAAUAUCGUAUGAGCGGCAUAACACAUUCGUCGUAACAAACCAUGGGUACAAGAUAUUCAAGUCUGAGAAUUUAAUCGACAUCAUUUUUGUACAAAAUGGCUCCAGACGCUGAUUCUGCAUGAUCGAUAAUUUACGCAUGCGUCAUCAAUUAUUAACCCUUCAGACAUAGACAUUCAGACCAGACGUACCUACAUUGCAGUUUGUUGCAUGUAGUGAACGUAUAAAUCUUCGUGAGCCCGUAAGUCACUAUCAAUAAGGUCGGGAAUUGUUUGGAGCAAAAUAAAUCACCGGGGAAGCGCGUACCCCGCCACCCUCUUUGGCGCAUCGCUCGAUAAAUCAUAGGACCCAACCACUUGCGUCCUGGAUCGUGGCUGUGCGGACGACCAACAGGUCUCCCAACUUCAGCUCGAAGAAGCCAAUUUAUCCGAAGGAUCACCCAGCUUGAGCAAAGAAUAAAAUGGCUUUGAGACAAAAAACGGUGCCAAUACUGACUACGGCCGGUCCUCGCGGUUCUUGCGCCGGAAGCAGUGAUCGCAGGAGUUCUGGUGAUUCUCCUGAGGAAGCAGAAGAGUUUCAAGAUGCUACGGAAUAUCAUCCAACAUACGACAUGGAUUUACAUAUCUCCUUCGAGGAUUGCGAAGUGGCCAUACAUAAAUUUUUCAAUAAUGACUUAGUUGGGGCUAUGAACAUAAUGAGACCAUGGGCACGUACUUCUUUGUACCAUAGUCUGGGUGCGUCCAUUUUUGAGUUCAUACCGGCGAUGUUGACUUUUGACCACGAACAAAUCGGUCGGUCAAUUGUUGCACUGAAGCAGUGCAUUACAAUUUGUAACAAAAAUCGCAAGAGUUUCUCCUUAGUGGAGAGUCUCGGUACCAUUAUAAAAAAGCCCAAUUACGCGUUGUACACGGAUUUGGAGGCUCAUGCGGAACUGUGCUACGCUGAAGCUCUACUCCUCCAAGCCGCCAUGACAAUCAUGGAAGGCGAAGAUUUAACUGGCCUCAUUAAAGGCACUAUUAAAGUGAAGAGCUGUUAUAACACCUACAAGGAAUGCUCUAAGAUCUUAGAAAAGAAACAAUGGGACACUGAUGAGUCGAAAAGGCACUUCCAAAGCGGAGUUCGCCUCGGUAUGGCUACGUUCAAUGUCAUGAUUUCGCUGCUGCCUCCAAAAAUCAUAAGUCUGCUGGAAUUUGUGGGCUUCUCAGGAAACAAGGCGCUGGGUCUGUCUGAACUUCAAGCAGCGUCUCGAUCGCCGGGCAUGAGGUCUGUAUUGUGCGAUCUGACAUUGCUCGGGUACCAUCUCGUCAUAUGCCAUUUCGUCGGAGCCUCUGGAGAUCUGAAAGUCUGCGAAGAAAUACUCGAGAAAAUACUCAAGAUAUACCCCGAGAGCGUUUGGUUCUUAGUGUUCAAAGGGAGACUGGAAUUCCUUCGCGGCCUCUUUGAACCGGCGAUAAGCACCUACAACUGUGCUUUGAAUAGCCAGCAUAAUUUCAAGCAGUUCCGCCAUCUAUGCUUCUGGGAGAUCAUGUGGGUCAAUAGCUUGAAAAUGGAGUGGCGUGAAGCAGCACAAUACGCUACUAAACUAAUGGAUGAGAGCUCAUGGUCCCGUACCAUUUACUCGUACACCAAGGCGGCGAUGCUGCUGCAACUCGGAAGCGAUAUGACCCCAAACGAGAAACACCAGUGCAAUGAAUUGUUAAGGAAUUGUUCCUUUUACAAACAACGCAUAGCCGGAAAAUCAUUGCCUAUGGAAAAAUUCAUGAUUAAGCGCGCUGCUCGAUACUACACACAGGGAGGGCGCCUAGUGCUGCCGGCUAUUGAACUACUCUGCCUAUGGAACAUGUUCGGCAUACUCACCUACAAUUCAAGAGGAGCACAAUACGUACUCAAAGUGAUCGAAGUGACCCGCGAGCGUGUCGAGGAUCAUCGGUUUGAUUGGAUGGGCAUUUAUAUUGCUGACAACCGCGCCUUGCUGCGCUAUAUGCACGGAUGCUGUCUGGCCGCCAUGGGUCUGCCUCGUCUGGCUCUCAACAGUUUCGACGCUGUAUUCCAGCUGAAGAGUGAAAUUAAAGAAGAUACAUUUCUGUUCCCGUACACUGUGGUCGAAGUAGCAAUGUGCCACUACCAACUAGGGGAUAAAGAUAAAGCUGUUCAGCUCUUAAACGAGGCUAGAAGGAAGUACUCAGGAUACUCUUUGGAAUCGCGGCUACAUUUCCGCAUUCACUCCAAGAUGGAUCUGGUGAAGGCCGAUAUCGCAGCCGAGGAAGCUACGAAGACUGCAUCAAAAGCUACAACCGUUACAACACAUGUGCAACACACAACUGCUGUUUAAGCAGUUGUCGUCACGUUCAAACAAACCGCUCGUGUUAUAGCAAAACGACCACGAUAUAACUGCGAAUUGCCGGUUCAAUGAUAUCGUUGCCAGUAUUCAAACGUCAUACAAGGUGUUGCCAUUUUAUUUUAUUUUUAAUUAACGUAGUCGCGAAGUGUGGAGUUCAGUAGCGUACUUACCAGCGGGCAGAAAAACCUCUGAACAACUGUUAUUCAUUUGUUAACUGUGCCCGAAUAAAAUAGUAUCUUGAGACAAGAAGUUUAAGUCUGAAUUACAUUGGAAUAAAAUUGGGGUAAAAUACUUUUUACUCUCUCGAUGUUAUGUAUAAGUAUUCUAAUUAUAGAACGCUCAUUAUUUAUCCUGCACUUUGCUUACUUUUCUAAUUUAGACUUUAACAGCUUGAGAACUUUAUGAUUAAUAUCUAUGAGAUAAACAGUAAUUCAUAUACUUAUUUAUUUCAUUAAACUGGAAAAGUGACAUUCAGUUGAAAUUUUAUAAAUUAUGUAAAUUUUAUUAAAUAACGGUGGAAACAUAGUUUCUGUUGCUUCCAAAAUUAUAUUUAUUUUUAAAAUCUUAAAAAUUAUGCCAACUCAAGAACGUGAUAAAUGUAUUUAACAGGGUCGUUGUGUACCAAUAUUUAAAACUGAAAUUUGAUACUCAAUUAAUUUUUUUAUUUAAGAACGUAAUUUAAUUUCUUUGAGUAUUUUUUCGAGUUUAUUAUUUCGUUGUGAGAGCACAAAUUUUACGUUUGUUAUUGAUAACAAAAUAUUUUAAGUCCUAUAUUUGUUUAAGUCAAUUUUAUUUCUAAUUCCACUACUGUGAAAAUAUGUUGAUUUCUCUCCGUCCGUUUAAUUUGUUGUGAUUAUAAUUGUAUGCAGUGUUAUUUGGCAGUAUUAUUUGUCUCUGUAGGUCUCAAUCAUAUGAUGUAGCUAAAACUAUUUCUUAAAUUGUUAUUUUUGUAAAUUUUUGUUGGAACUCAAUGACUUAUGUCGUGUUUAAAAAAAAGGUUUUUAUAAAACUUAAAUUCAAAUUUGUACUUAAAUUUAAGCGUCGAUUCUAGUCUGAUAAACGACUGUUUAAAUUAAGUAUUGGCAUCAAAUACGACGAUGCGUGUCUUGUCCGUAUACAAGCUUGUCAUCCAGUCAAAAUUACUCUAAUCAACCGAUAAUUGAACUACGAGUACAAAACAUAAUUAUAUCUCGAUACCUGAUUACGCGGUACAUGUUUUAAUCUAUUGACAGAACACAUUUGAAAUCUAAUAAGAAUUGAAAUUAACCAUAUAUAAUGCUGUUCAAUAAAAUAUAUAAUAAUAUUAAUACUAUGAAAACAAUUUUUUCUCACUGUUAUCAAAUACCUACUACUAAGUCUUAGUUCAAUUUGGAUGACUUUUUUUAUGUUUUUUUCUUUCGUUUACGAGUUUUAUGAUCGCAUCAGCUUUGCCGCACUAGAUUAUAACUUUUAUUAAUUUCAUGAAAUCUAAUUGUAUAAUAAUUUAUACAUGUUAAUAAUAUAUUGAAUAAAAAUUAUUUUAAAUUAAUAUAAAUUUAAUUAACAUGUGGUGCCAACAUUAACUUAAAAUAUGACGGGACUAGUUCUCUAGUUAACAUAUUAGGAACAUUCAAAAUGAGUUCAGAGGCUUAGACAGGAUCGAUACAAGAUAUUAUUAUCUACUUUAUGUAAAAAUUGCUAUUACAUUUUAGGUUAUUUUAGUGUAAUUCUAGACUGUUUAUGCAUUAGUUUCCUAGAAAAUUAUGUGAAUGUGGUCUAAGAGAGACCUAUUGUAAUAAUUUGAAACGAUUAAUUCGAGAAGUUAAAUAAUAUGACUCUUGAUCUUUACUAGUAUCGAUCUCACAAGUUUUAACUGUCUUAACAGUUAUUCGUGGUUGUUAACAUUGAUUCAAUGUUCAAUAAAAUAUACUUACUAGUAAAAUACUCAUAAAAAAUCAUUUCUACAAUUGAUGUAUGCAUCAUUGGUUGGAAUGAUGUUACGCAUAUUUCUUCUUACUAGUUUUUCAUCUCAGUACCUACCUGAUUGAGUUUCAAGGGUAAUUUAGAUGUUAGUACAAUAUUUAAAUUAAGUAUUACGUGUUUCAUUUUCUCUUUGUUUUGUUAGUGAAAUAUAUUUUGAAAAAAAUUAAGGGGAUCCCAAUUUUUUUGGUAAUAAAAUGUUACCCGACAAUAUUUUGUCAACAAAACAAAAAUGGAUGAUGACACACAAAAAAGUAAAAUGUAUUAAAUUAUUUUGUCUUUGCCUAUUUAUAUGAGUACAUACGGCGUGUUUACCAAAUAGCCAGUUAGUUAUGCAGGCCACAAUUUUAGACUAUGUUCCUGAAAUUUUUAGAAAACAACAACUUAGGCAUCUUGCAAUGAACAUGAACAAGCUAACCAAUUUUUAUUAUUCAUCAAAAUAUUUUUUACUACAGCACUUCAAACUAAGGAAUUAAGACAUAACGCUCAUUAAAAUAUGGUAAAGAAUAUUAAUUAAAAAUGUGUAAUUUAAAAUUAAGAACCAUGCUUAGAUAAAUAACAAACCAAACUAACAAUUCAUUUUAUGCUGUUUAUUUAUACGUGUCGAAAAUAUUAAUCUUGAAGUCUAUGAAAAUGACUUUCGAUGACUCCGUUACAUACCCACGUACAUAUCAAGUUUCUAAAAGCGUUUAAAAAAACACAUUCGAAAAAACCGCGUAAAAAUCGAUUCUAUAAAUAGCAUGCUAGUACGUAACUAUAUGAAUCAUAUGUUUUGUGCUGUAUGGUCAUUUCAAAGUAGUCAUUUUAUGGCUACUUUGAAUAGCUUUAUUGAAGCCAUUCUUGUUCCUAUCAUCUCCCGCUUCGCAGACAGGAAAAUCGAAAUCUGAAAAGUACGUUGCGAGCUCCAACACAAAUUAAGAUUUCUCUCGGGUGAGCUGAACUACAUUAUCUGGAAAUUUUCGUGUGAAUUAUGAAUACACAGGAGUUAUAGAGGUAGACGGGCUACCGAAAUAUCAGUAAAGAAUAAAAAUUCCCUAAAUAGUUUGGUUCCUACUUUACUUUACACAUUUUACGAUCGGUUAUAUUAUUUCUUUGAAUUGUUGAUUCAGUUUUGCUCAUUAAAAGCUAGUCAUGUCUAAUAGUAAUAAAGUGAUAUGCACUUAACAUCAAAUUAAAUUACGUAUUUCUCGACCUGUACUUCAGGCGGCGAAGUUUUUCAAUAUAUUCAGUCUUUGUAAUCAUUAAUCAUAGCAUUUGAAUUGUCUAUUUUAAUAUUAAAUAUUGUAAUAAAUAAUAAACAUUUGGUAUUUAUUCGUAAUAUUGUAGAUCUAAUUAAUAUUUUACCUAAUACAAUUUAAUUGUUUAAUGUGUAUUUGUAAAACAAUGUACCAUCAAUGGGUGCGUAUACUCUUCUUUUUAAAAUUAAGAAUAAUCACGAUAUCUAUGUUUCGACAUCUCUUGGUGCCGAAGCACGACGACUUUUGUCUGUAGUUUGUAUUGUAGAAUUUUGUAGGGUGCUUAAUGAAAAUCCUAUAUUUUGGUGUUUUCGAUGAAUUUUUACUAUUAAAUCUUAAGGUUUUAUUUUCCUUAUUCCACAUUGGUGUUCUCCAAGUUACAAAAAGCGUAUUAAUUAAAACUAUGAUCUUGAAAUACCCCAUGACCAAAUGAAAAAAUUACAUGUUUGCCAUACAUACGUUUUAAUCAUUUAAAAUCUUUGUUAUUUUUGAUACUUUUCUCUUAUUGUUAGUUUUUAGAUAUAGAUUAAGACUAUUUUAUCAACAAAUGAUAUUUUUCCCUGACUGAAGUCUGUUUAUUUGUAUGAAAAUUAUAUUGUAUUACAUUACAAUUUUAGCGUGUGCUCAUAUUUGAAAUGUCUCCUCCCUGGAAGGGUAUUUAAUAAUU